This is a messenger RNA of Nicotiana tabacum (common tobacco), 885 nucleotides long. RefSeq lists its product as uncharacterized. The record is from RefSeq and is a predicted model, not a curated record. Gene Ontology annotation, biological process: nucleoside triphosphate catabolic process. Gene Ontology annotation, molecular function: nucleoside triphosphate diphosphatase activity. NCBI's taxonomy places the organism in Eukaryota, Viridiplantae, Streptophyta, Magnoliopsida, Solanales, Solanaceae.
ACAGCACACAAAAUCACACACAACCAAUUCUUUGUCUGCCUGUUAUUUCCCUUUUAAUUUCCUAUUUGUGUCAGUCCAAAGUUGUCGAAAGAGAGAUGACUGGGAUUUCAAAGGAGGAAGAGAGUGUAACUCUUGAACUUCUUAGAAAGAAAAUGGAAGAUUUUGCUAAAGAAAGAGACUGGGAAAAAUUUCACAGCCCCAGAAACCUUCUUUUGGCUCUGGUGGGAGAAGUUGGAGAACUCUCAGAAAUAUUUCAGUGGAAAGGAGAAGUUCCAAAAGGGUUGCCUGAUUGGAACGAAAAGGAGAAAUUACAUCUUGGUGAAGAACUUUCUGAUGUUUUGCUAUACCUCGUUAGGCUUUCUGAUAUUUGUGGGAUUGAUCUUGGCAAAGCUGCUCUUCGUAAAGUUGAACUUAAUGCCAUUAAAUACCCUGUUAAUCUCUGCAAAAGUUCUUCAAACAAAUGCAAUGACGAAGCCGGUAAUUAAAUCGCUAAUUAACCGAGUUGCAUAUAAACUGGUCAUUUUAUAUUAUGCUAAAUAUGGUAAGUUAGGUGUCAUAGGAGUUGAGAGAAAGUGGACUUACAGUAGCAGUGGAUGUUUGUACUUUCAUGGAAGAUCUUUGGCAUUUAUUUUCUCAUUGAUUUUGGACUGUCUUGGCAGUUGAAACUAUAUCUUUUUUUACGCCGAUCUAUUCAAUGUGCUUUCCCAAAUCUGAUAAAAUUUCAUCUUACUUUUUGAUGCAUAAGUUUUGUUCAGUUCAAUUAUAGCAAUCUCCUAUCUAGAUUGCCAUUGGAAAUAGACUCUCUAUUUAGGUAGACAGAGACAUUUAGAAUUCAAAUUUUAUGGUUUCUACUGUUAAGAUUUAUAGCAGUAUUCUCUCGAAUUA